UUGUUGGCGCGAAGAAUAAAACUGCUGCCAUGGUUACUGUGUUGUUCGCUUUAUUUAUGACAAUUUUACCUUGUUGAGGAUAAUAAAAAAAAUACACCAUGGUCAUAAUUGAAAUACAGAAAGAACGAACGUACGGCGUUCGACUGUCAACUCAAAAUAACAAUUUGCGUGGGUGUUUAAUCAAAGAAUACCAUUUCGAUAGCAGCGUAUCCACAUACCUCAAAGAAAUACAUUUCACUAAUUUUAACACUAAAAAAGUUUCCGCUCGUCUAUGUUAUCAAGAUAUGGAUUCUAAACAGCCUGUUUGGAUUGAUCUUUUCAAGAUUCAAAUGAUGAAAGAUGUCCACACAUCGUUAGGUGCAUGUGCUCAAGUUAAAAUAUCAUUACCUCCCAGUUUUGAAACAGUUAAAUCACGGAAACAUUUAAUUAAAUUAUGUAUACUACUACAACAACCCUCCAUUAUGUGGAAAGAAUAUACAAUAACAAAUGUACAGUUUUUCGAUGAAUAUUUAGACAAUUCAGAUCAGACUACAGAGCAGUCUAGAGAAAGCCCACACAUACAUGAAGCAAGUGAGACCCAGAAUGCCUUGAGCACACUUUGCACACUGAUGGAAUUCAAGCAAACAAUACAACGCCCUGAUGUUAACGAUACAGACAUCCUAACCCUAACUGAUGCACGCUUUGAAACUGCUCGAAGUUAAUAGUAAUCUACAAGCAACUUGUCAAGUAUAUAUAACAUACUAUUGAAAUUUGGAAAAUUUAUCACAUAACGAGGGAGUAGUAGCUAUACAUCGAAACUCAUGCUCCAAGCCUACCGGCGAUGAGUUAUAAAGAAACCAAAAUCACAUGUGUGAUACGCGAAACUAGUUUAUGCAAACGAUAUUAUUCACAACAACAAAGUUGUUGAUUUACAUUGUAGCCAAGUGUGGUGCGAUAGCAAUGGAAAUGCUGCCUUCAUUGCAGAAACCAUAGAUCGAGUGUUUUGCUAAACAUGUGACAUACAGACAGGAAUUAUUGCUGACUUUUCAAAGCGCAACAAUGCUAAGUGUGGAGAACUUACAACAGUUUUGAAUGCUUUAACAUAUAUUCAACUUA
Messenger RNA from Schistosoma turkestanicum, 1095 nucleotides. NCBI's taxonomy places the organism in Eukaryota, Metazoa, Platyhelminthes, Trematoda, Strigeidida, Schistosomatidae. The record is from the annotation of a GenBank genome assembly.